AGGAUUUAUUAUUUUAAAUUAUCAUGGAUACUUACAUUAAUUUAAUAAUGGACAAGCUUCCACCAUAUAUUCGCGAUGAUAGAUCAACAUUAGUUGCUCUUGGAAUCACUGUUUUCAUCGCAUUUCUCACACUAGUUUUGCUAGGAUUCCUUUCUAAAUCUAGAAAAGGAUCUCGAGUGCUUCUAAUGGGUCUUUCAGACUCGGGAAAGACCGUGCUUUUUUCACAAUUGGUGAGUGGCAAAGCAGUUUCAACAUUUACAUCAAUGAAACAAAAUGAGUGCCAUCUCAACUUGGAGAGAAGAUCUGUUGUUAUGAUAGAUAUUCCAGGUUUUGAUAGACUUCGGGACAAAUAUUGGAAUGAUCUGAAGAAAGGUGUUCGUGCCAUUGUUUUUGUCGUGGACUCUUAUCAAAUAACUUCUAACAUCAAAGAUGUAGCAGAUUACUUUUACACUAUUUUAGCUGAUAAUCUGGUUAGCUCUCAGAAGAUUCCUAUUUUGGUAGCUUGUAAUAAACAAGACAAACCAAAAUCCAAAUCAAGUAAAGUUAUCCGUACUCUCAUCGAAAAAGAGAUCAACACUAUCCGAGAAACUCGACUAGCUGCUCUUGAAUCUACAGAUGGGGACAGCGAAAAUACCCGAAUCGUUGGUUCACUAGAUAAAGAGUUCGCUUUCAAUGAUCUUAGAAAUGCUAUCGAUUUUGUCGAUUGUGUUGCACUAGCCAAAGAAGAGUCACCAUGUGAAAUAGAAGAAAUUGUUAAUUGGUUGAAUAAACUUUGAUAUGUUUUGAUGUAAUUUGAUGUGUUUAUUGUGCAUGAGCUUUUCAAUGAUUAUGAUUACACAAAAUUUUGAAUGAAGAUGUUCGAAUUCAUAAAACCAAGCUAUUAAAACUUGUUUUGUACAUAA
Messenger RNA from Tetranychus urticae (two-spotted spider mite), 902 nucleotides. RefSeq names its product signal recognition particle receptor beta (gene SrpRbeta). The record is from RefSeq and is a predicted model, not a curated record. Gene Ontology annotation, molecular function: GTPase activity; GTP binding. NCBI's taxonomy places the organism in Eukaryota, Metazoa, Arthropoda, Arachnida, Trombidiformes, Tetranychidae.